Molecule: messenger RNA, 3558 nt
Organism: Ectocarpus sp. CCAP 1310/34
Lineage: Eukaryota; Phaeophyceae; Ectocarpales; Ectocarpaceae
Source: the annotation of a GenBank genome assembly
UCUCUCUCUCUUCUCCACGUGCACAAUCAAACGCAACGGGGAGCGAUGCCCCGAUGCAUAACUAGUGUAUGCAUUUGUAAAUCCUCCGACGAACUUGGAACCUUUGAAAUGGCGGACAGUAAGGGCUCACCUCGACCGGGAACAACACAGACGACGAGGCAGCACUGCCCGCGGACUGCUGCGCCAUCAAGAACGGCUGCGUGUAGCUGGCAACCCUUGGGAAAAUCGUGCCUGCGGGCUAGAGGAGAAAAGAAACAACACCGCCUUUUUGGGCGCUCAUCCCGUGCCCUUGGUGCUCUACUACUGUGUUCCUUGAGUCACCCACCUCUCCUUCCUCCUCGUACAGUGUACAUGUCUGAUGUGUACAUUCACAGGGAGCUCCUCCGUCGCCAGUCGCCAAGCACGGGCCCGGUCGUGCCUGUUUUCGAAGUUCCGCCGCAGGUUUUCGACCGAUCACAGAUCAGAUCAGAAAACUGCGUACCUCAAAACCUUCCUGUCGUGAGAAAUCACUCCAUUCUGUCGGCCCCCCCCACCAUUUGUCUUUCGUGAGUUCUUGAGUCAGGUCGAGGUGUGUUCCCAGGUAUAACGGGUCAAGGUGUAAGGGCUGCGAGGGCGUUGGCGACCCUGAACGUCAGGAAGGGGCAGAGAAGGAGAGGAGCAAGCAGGGUUUGACAGGUACAUAGCAACACCGGCUGCUUGCUGCCGUCGAUGCUAGCAAAGAAUUCACCGCCGCUGCGGGAGAAAGACGAAACCGAGGUAUAUUCAAGACUACCAGCAGCAGCAGCAGCAGCAGCAGCAGCAGCAACAACAACAUGUCAACUAAGGAGGGUGCGGCGACGGCGGCGGCGGCUGCAUACAAGGAUAAGCAGGAGCAGGUGCUGAGGAUAGCGGCGUCCGACGUGGCUGCGGUUGCUGGUUUCCACCAAUGGGUCGAUGUGCGGGAAUUGCUCCUCGAGCGCUUGCUGUAUCAGGACCUCGACCACCUCCUGAGACUGGAUGCGGCAAACGUUGGCGCCGAGGUGGAGAAUAAACGGCAGCGGUCGGAGAGGCUCUUGUCCAAGGCCGGCAACGUGGAGCUGAAUGCAGUCCGGAAGAGGGCGGGUGACGGUGCUGCGAUCGACACUGUAAAGGACGCGCAAGCCCUGCGGGAAAAGGCCCGGUCCCUCCUGAAGGAAGCGGAGGUGAAGAAGAAGCUGUCCAAGGAAGAGGCGAAAGAGCUCGAGAACGACCUUCUCAAAGACAUCAACACGCAGUUCGGCACUCGAAAUGAGAACUUCGCGCUGGACGUAUACGAGCGACGAUGCGGGACGGAGGUCAUCUGCAGCAACGCGCGGAUUUUGGUUUGGCCUUUUCCAGGCAGCAAGAUCUCCGGAGAUUGUGUGCCCGACGGAGCACUCGAACCUCCGCCUGAGCUUAGCCAGGGGUGGACGAAGAGAGAAUCGCGACGAGGUUCCGGCCGUUCCUCAUCAGCAGCAGAGCCGGCAUUACCCGCUAGCGCCGCGCCCGAGGUCGCUGGACAAGGCCGAAAAGGACAAGGACAAGUUUUCUCGUCGACCAGGUGCUCCGACGGCCCUGCGGAUAGUGCCGCCGGUAGCGCUGAUAGUAACUGUAACGGUAGCGGCGUCAGGCGACCUGCAGAGGGGAAGCGGGAGGAGUCAUUGCCGGGCUUCGCUGCACGGUCAAGGAGAGGGUCGUGUUUGCCCCAGAAGGCGACUCCGUCGCCUGCGACCAUGAUGAUGACGGAGUCGAUGACUUACGGCGACGAUGCAACCGCUAGAGGCCAACAAGAAGAAUGCCGGAGGGGCAGCAUGGCGGCGACGUUACCGCCGGCGGUGGCGAUGGCGGAGACCGAGGACAAACGGAGUUCCAUGACGUCAUCCUCCACAAACGGAGGUUCGACCGCGAUCGCCUCUGAGGGAAGCAAUCUCGGCAGCAUCUGUAGCGCGAGUGGAACCACGUCGCCGCCGCGAGCAGCAGCAGCAGCAGCAGCAACGGUAGCAGUGGCAACGGCACCAGGGGCCACAAAGUCAAAGGCCGGUGUGAUGAACUUGGAGACCUUCGGGGGCGACGCGGUUUACGCGUGGGGGGAGGGCCCUGUCGAGCCAUCCAAACCAAAGAAAGAAGACGAAGCGGCAGCAGAAGAAGAAGAGCCGGAAGAAGAGGAGUGGUCGGUCUGGACCCGAGAUACGGAGGCGGUGAGCCCGCCGCCAUGUGAGGUAGGACCCCAGGACGGCGGUAACGGUAGCGCUGCGGGAAUGGAGGAGGAAUCAGCGAGGAGUGCUCCCGGGUGGGGGUCGAAGACGAUGAGGGAGAGGAGGAAGGAGGCGUGUUUUGUGGUCGUGGGAGCCGUGGACGGUGUCGCCGAGGAGGUGACCGAUGCCCCCGAGGACGCCGAGAGUUGGGAGACCAGGCGGGUGGUGGUGGAAGUGAAGAAUAGGAUGUACAAGGCGACCAAUCCUCCUCCACUCUACGACCAGAUCCAGCUUGUGACGUACAUGCUCAUGAUCGGGGCCAGCGUCGGCGACUUGGUGCAGUUCGUCAAGACCAGUGCUGGCCGCGUAAACGGCAAAAGAGGAGUUCCAAGGAAAGAGGCGCCGACGGCAGUUACAGCGACGGCAGACGAUGUGCUAGUGUCCCGGGUGGAGCUUGACUGCCGGACCUACCGCCACCGCAAGCACUGGGGACAGGUGGUCCUGCCUCGUCUCUAUGAGUUUGCCAGGAUGGUGUACAGGUUUAGGGGGGACGACCUCUUGAGGUGGCGCUACCUGCUUGCGACCCCGGAGGAGCAGCGGGAUAUGCUGGUGGAAUGCUGCCCUUACUUGGACAGCGUCAUCCCACGGGCGCCACCGGCAGCAGCAGCGGCGGCGGCGGCGGUGCCACCGUCUCUGCCCUCUCCAACCUCGGAUGCCCCCAAGACGGGCCUCAAGGCGACCGGCUUAGACGGUGGUGCAGCGGUCGCAGGAAACGCCUCCGCUGAUAGUCUCGGGUCGGCGCCUGGUGCGUCGGCCCCUGGUGCGGCCGAUACCGAGAGGAAGAAGGGCAAUGGGAAUGCGCCGAAGGGUAGCAGCAGCAGCAGCAGCAGCAGCAGCAGUAGCAGCAGCAGCAGCGGCGGCGGCAUGGCCGAGAGGGGUCGGGCGACCGGAGCUGAGUCUGGGGGGGGGCACGACGAGGGGGUCCCGCAGAAUCUUCCCGAGGCGGAGAGCAUGAACAGCAGUAGCGGCAACGGUAACGGCAGCACUGUGACCGUGCUCUCUCAGAAGAGCAAGCGAGGCGAAGGGUUUCUUGAACCUCUGGGAGAUGUGACUGAAGCGGUGGCAGCGGCGGCGGCGGCGGUAACGUCCCCUGCUCGCAAGAAAACCAAGGCCGAGCCGGCAACUGCCUCCGUCCCCCAAGGAGUGGCGCUCUAGACCGGUCGAUGACUGUGUAGUAGGCCCAGCAGCCGUUGCUUUCGGCGGAGGGUUGUCGGGAGCAGCUCAUUGGUUGGGUGUCCAACUUUGUUGGCCCGCAUACGUAUGAGGUAUGUCCAUUUUUGACGACCCGCCGGGGUGGGUUCUGCCA